This is a messenger RNA of Lodderomyces margitis, 4395 nucleotides long. RefSeq lists its product as uncharacterized. Gene Ontology annotation, cellular component: plasma membrane. Bases 1 to 4395 code for a protein of 1464 amino acids. Gene Ontology annotation, biological process: transmembrane transport. Lineage: Eukaryota; Fungi; Ascomycota; Pichiomycetes; Serinales; Debaryomycetaceae. The record is from RefSeq and is a predicted model, not a curated record. Gene Ontology annotation, molecular function: ATP hydrolysis activity; ABC-type xenobiotic transporter activity; ATP binding. The transcript has a single exon.
AUGUCUAGAACCCACUCAUAUUCAAAAAACGAGCAAAAUCGCUCUACCAACCAUCUCCUGGUGCCUAAUCCCAUACGAGUGCGGGAUUCACAGAGAGGCCAGCGUCACUAUCAACAAACAAACCAGCUGUAUAGCAACCCAUAUUUCCACAACAGUGAUGUUUACUCCACCGUGGAUUCAGGCUCUGACACUACGUUCGCAUACAUCGAGCAACAUCCAAUACCACUGCCAAGAUUCAAUCAACGCAUGGAACCCAUCGUCGCUACCAACAAUUCAUCAUUUGAAAAACACCCGCACACGCACACGCAAUCACAUAUUUCGUACAAUUCAGUAUCGUCUUUGGGCUCAUUAGAAUCACAACCACAACUCCAAAAUGAAAAAAGACUAUUUUCAUGGCUAUUUUCUAAAAAAGUUCCACCAAUUUCGACUGAAGAAGAAAGAAAAGAGUACCCAUGGCACAAGACAAAUUUAAUUAACCGUAUGGGGUUUUGGUGGUUAUGGCCCGUAUUGAAAAAGGGCUACAAACGUACUUUACACCCUGAUGACUUGUUUGCGCUAACUCCCAAAUUGAAAGUCGAGUACAUGUAUGAGCAAUGGGAGAAACAUAUGAAUAAAAUAGUUGGUGAUCUCGACGAUGCCAAAAAACCAUGGCCAAGAUACGCUAUUCCCUUGGCUUUAUUUCUCACUUUUAAAUGGCAGUACACAUUCUCGUGUAUUUGCUUAGCGUUGGCUUUCGUUUGUAUUGCAACGUCACCAUUGGUGACACGACAAUUGAUUGAUUUUGUCGAGUACAAGUAUUUUGGAGUGUACACCACUUAUAAUCGAGGAAUUGGACUUACAUUUGCUGCUGUCAUCCUUAUAUUUGUCAAUGGAUUGCUACUUAACCAUUUUUUCCACAAUUCUAUGAUUUGUGGUGCACAAGCUAAAGCUAUAUUAACUAAGGCAUUGUUAAAGAAGCUGUUCAACUUAAACGCAAAAUCGAGAUACUUGUUUCCUGCUGGCCGGGUGACGAGUUUGAUGAGUACUGAUUUAUCAAGAAUUGACUUGGCCAUUGGGUUUCAACCCUUGGUAUUGUGCUUCCCUAUUCCAAUGGUUAUAGCGAUUGUUAUAUUGAUCAUCAACAUUGGUGUAUCGUCCUUGGCUGGUAUUGGAUUGUUUAUCGUUUCCCUUGCAAUCUGUGUCUUGCUCAUUACGAAGUUGUACACCACUAGAGAAAAAGUUGUCAAGUAUACUGAUGAGCGUGUUUCAUUAAUGAGAGAGAUUUUGAACAAUCUCAAGGUCAUCAAGUUUUACGCAUGGGAAAUGGCUUAUAAAGCAUCAAUUUUGAAAAUCAGACACAAGGAGAUGAAGUACUUGUUCACCAUCAAAGUUUUGCGUAACUUCAUCACAGCUUAUGCUGUUACAAUGCCGGUGUUAACCUCCAUGCUUUCAUUUAUAACCUUGUGGGCUACAGACCACAUGCAAUCACCCGGUAAGGUCUUUAGCUCGUUGUCGUUGUAUGCUAUUUUGGCACAAGCCAUUAUGUUGUUGCCCAUUGCAUUGUCCACUGGCGCUGACGCAUUAAUCGGGUUCCAAAGAUGUAACGACUAUUUAUCAGCUGAAGAGUUUACCGAGGAAGUUAACAAUAGAUUGUUAUCCUACGAAGACAAGUUUUACAAUGGCGAAAUUAGCAAUGUUGCAAUUCAGGUCAAGCAUGCAGAUUUCACCUGGGAGAGCCACCAAGAUGAUUUAGACAUGGAGUUGUGGAAAGAGCACCCGAAGAAUAAGGAAAAAACUGAUGCAGACAGCGAUAUUGGUUCAAUGGACACAUAUGCAUCAAAUCACAAAUUCAAAGGAUUAACCAAUGUCAACUUGACCAUCAAGAAUGAAGAAUUUAUCAUCGUAACCGGUAUGAUUGGAUCAGGUAAAACAUCGUUAUUGAAUGCCCUCGCUGGUUUUAUGAAAAUCUCCAAUGGAUCGAUUAUCCGCAACAAAGAAGUGUUGCUUUGUUCAACAACAUGGAUCCAAAAUGCCACUGUCAGGGAAAAUAUCCUUUUUGGUAAACCCUUUGACGCACACAAAUACCAACAAGUCUUGUUUGCAUGUGCAUUAGAAGAUGAUAUGGCGAUUUUGCCAGCUGGUGACAGGACUGAAAUUGGUGAACGUGGAAUCACAUUAUCGGGUGGUCAAAAGGCAAGAAUUAACCUUGCGCGUGCUUGUUAUGCCGAUGCCGAUGUGCUCCUUUUUGAUGACGUUAUUUCGGCCGUUGAUGCCAAGGUGGCCAAGCACAUUGUCGUGCAUUUAUUUAGGGGCUUGUUGCGUGAUAGGACUAUAGUUUUAGCUACUCAUCAGUUGGGAGUUUUAGAAUUCGCCGACAAGGUGGUAUUCGUUGACGAUGGGUCCGUUUAUGCUGGUUCAGUCGAUGAGCUAAUUGCCAAAAGAGCAAGUUUCCGCACCUUGGUUGAGCAUGGAAGAGAGUCGAAUGGUGCUGAUGAUGACGAGGAUGAUCUUGCCAAUUCGGAUUACAAAGUCCAUACAAGCGGUAUGAAGAUUGUGAAUGAUGAAGACUAUGAUCUUACAGGUAGAACAACAACCGAGGAAGGACGUGCGACCAAUGCUAUUUCGUGGUCCAUUUAUAAAAAAUACAUUGAUUUAGGAUCGGGUGUAUUUGGCAAGUUUGCUGCUCCGUUGUUUGUCAUCCUUAUUGCAAUUGCCACAUUCUGUCAAGUGUUUACCAAUACUUGGCUCUCAUUUUGGGUGGAGAAGAAAUUCAAAGAUCGUAGUGACCAUUUUUACGUGGCAAUUUAUGUCAUGUUUGCAUUCUUGACUGUGAUAUUUACUGGUAUUGAGUUUAGUAUGUUGGCAUAUAUGCAAGACUGUUCAGCCAACAAACUCAAUUUGAAAGCUGUUGAAAAGAUUUUGCAUGCGCCAAUGUCAUUUAUGGAUACAACGCCCUUGGGAAGAAUUUUGAAUAGAUUCACUAAGGAUACUGACUCUUUGGAUAAUGAAAUUGGUGAACAAAUGAGAUUAUUUGUCUUUCCCCUGGCUUUGAUUAUUGGUAUCAUUGUCUUGUGCACUUGCUACUUGCCAUAUUUCGCCGUUGCCAUCCCAUUUUUGGGAUUUGCAUUUGUAUUCUUGGCUAAUUUCUAUCAGGGUUCAUCAAGAGAGAUCAAGAGAUUGGAAGCAACUCAAAGGUCAUUGGUUUACAACAAUUUCAAUGAAACAUUGACGGGUAUGGCAACGAUCAAGUCAUUCAAAGCCGAAGAUGACUUUAUUAGAAAGAAUGAUUACUUUAUCAACAGGAUGAAUGAAGCUUAUUACUUGUCGAUUGCUACACAACGUUGGCUAUGUGUUCACUUGGAUAUCAUCACGUCAGCAGUUGCUUUGAUCGUUUGCAUGCUUUGUAUCACUGGUCAAUUCAACAUUAGUGCUUCAUCAACUGGGUUGUUAUUGAACUACGUUUUGCAAUUGGUUGGAGUAUUGUCGUUGACCAUCAGAUCAAUGACUCAAGUGGAGAAUGAAAUGAACUCGGUUGAAAGGUUACAUGAAUAUGCUUACAGAUUACCUCAAGAGGCGGCAUACACAAAGGAGACCCAACCUCCAAAAGAUUGGCCACCUUCGGGCUAUGUUACCUUCAAAGACGUGACACUCCGAUACAGACCAAACCUUCCACCAGUGUUGCAACACUUGGAUGUGAAUUUCUACCCCGGUGAAAAAGUAGGUAUUUGUGGAAGAACUGGUGCUGGAAAAUCUUCAAUCAUGUCGGCAUUGUAUAGAUUAAUUGAGUUGGAGGAUGGGAAAAUUGAAAUUGAUGGGUUGGAUAUAUCAACAAUGGGAUUGUACGACUUGAGAUCGAAAUUGUCAAUUAUCCCACAAGACCCAGUACUUUUCCAAGGAACAAUAAGAAGAAACUUGGAUCCAUUCAAUGAGCAUGAGGAUUACAAAUUGUGGAAAGCAUUAUGCACCGCCGGCUUAAUCCCCCAAGAUCAAAUGACGCAAGUUGCAUCCAUGAAGUAUUCCCCCACUGAAGGAAUAGGUUACAAUUCACUCCACAAAUUCCACCUCGACCGAAUUGUUGAUGAUGAUGGGGCAAACUUUUCCCUUGGUGAAAAACAAUUGAUUGCUUUGGCCCGUGCCUUGGUGCGUGACACCAAGAUACUUAUCCUUGACGAAGCCACAAGUUCAGUUGAUUUCGCCACUGAUUCAAAGAUCCAAGAGACUAUAAGCUCUGAGUUUAGACAUUGUACCGUGUUGUGCAUUGCCCAUAGACUUAAAACAAUCUUGAACUAUGAUCGGGUGCUUGUGAUGGAUAAAGGUGCCAUUGUGGAGAAGGGUGAUCCUUGGAAGUUGUAUAACGAUAGAGGAGUAUUUAGGUCCAUGUGUGAUAAGGCCAACAUUAAUGAUGAUGACUUCUAG